This is a messenger RNA of Papilio xuthus (Asian swallowtail), 560 nucleotides long. Its product is annotated as NADH dehydrogenase [ubiquinone] 1 beta subcomplex subunit 9. NCBI's taxonomy places the organism in Eukaryota, Metazoa, Arthropoda, Insecta, Lepidoptera, Papilionidae. The record is from RefSeq and is a predicted model, not a curated record. Gene Ontology annotation, cellular component: respiratory chain complex I. Gene Ontology annotation, biological process: mitochondrial electron transport, NADH to ubiquinone. The transcript is spliced from 3 exons. The coding region runs from base 92 to 508 and encodes 138 amino acids.
AUCAUUGUGACAUUUGAUUUAUGUGUUAAUUUAAAAGUAUUCUAGUCAAUAGUGCAAAAAUCAAAUUUCUUUUACUUACUUUUCUUGAACUAUGAAUUUUGCACCAGAGUUAAUAAACCAUUCUCAAAAAGUAUGUGCACUGUACAAAACGGCACUGAGAUUGAUCGAGUCGUAUUAUUAUCCUAGAUAUGUUAUACGUUAUCACCAAAUUCUUUUGAGAAAGCGAUUUGAUGAUAAUAAAUGCGUUUGCGAUCCUAAGGAGCAACGUCGCCUUUUGUGGGUAGGGGAGCAUGAAGCUUUCAUGAAGAAAAACCCUGUAUUCCUUGGACGAUUUUCAAAAUCGCUUGGACGUGCAGGAGGUGUAGCUUUUGAACGAGUUGUUGAACCACCGGACUGGGUUAUGGAUUACUGGCAUCCAUUAGAAAAAGCGCAGUAUCCUCAAUAUUUUGCUACUCGAGAGUGCCGGAAAAACCAGUUCAUCAAGAAGUGGCAAGCUGGUAUUUUGUAAUGAGAUUGAUAAUGUGUCUUCUUUCUUGAGCAAAAUAUAGAAUAAUCCUUAA